AUGCAGUCGAACUAUCAGCAUGAUUCGAAUCUACAUAUUGAACCACAUCACAUUGAAAAUGGUGUUCCCGUGUUCAUGCCAAGUUUAAAAGAAUUUGAGAAUUUUUAUAAUUUCAAUAAAGCCAUUAAUAAAUAUGGCAUGAGUUCAGGAAUUGUUAAAGUUAUCCCUCCAAAAGAAUGGUUGGAUGAAGUUAGAGGAAAAUGUUAUAGUCAUGAGAAUUUGUCACGAAUAGUUAUAAGAAACCCAAUUCUUCAGAAUAUAAAUAUGAAUCAACCAGGAGUAUUUCAGUUUCAAAAUAUCGAACGAGCAAGAAAAUAUUCUAUAUUUCAAUGGAAAGACGUGGCAAAGAAAUACCAACCACCCAGAAGUAAACUUAAGAAAGAGGAAAAAGUAGAUACACAUAGAGAUGUGCUAGAAUUUAGUAUAGAUACGAGUGAAUUUACUGAUCAAAGAUGCGAGGAAUUGGAGAAAACAUAUUGGAAAUCUUUGCCAUAUUCAGAACCAAUGUAUGGAGCAGAUAGUCUAGGGUCAUUAUUUGGUGAUAAUGUUGAGGCAUGGAAUGUCUCCAAAUUACCAAAUCUAUUAGAUUUGAUGGAUGCACGCCUUCCUGGAGUCAAUGAGGCAUAUUUAUAUGGAGGAUUAUGGAAAUCUUCAUUUGCGUGGCAUUUAGAAGAUCAAGAUUUAUACCUGAUAAACUAUUUACAUUUUGGAGCUCCAAAGAAAUGGUAUCUGAUCCCUCAAGCACAACAUGAACAAUUUUAUAACAUAAUGAAGAGUCAUUUUGAAGAUGAAUGGAAAAAUUGUUCAGAAUUUUUAAGACACAAGACAUUUAUGAUAUCUCCUACUAAUUUGGAGAAACUAGGUAUUCAAGUAAAUCAAAUCGUACACAGAGAAGGUGAAUUUAUCAUCACUUAUCCCUAUGGAUAUCAUGCUGGUUUUAAUUUAGGAUUUAAUUUAGCAGAGUCAGUUAAUUUCGCCUUGGAUGAUUGGUUUGAGUUUGGCAAAAAGACCCAGAAAUGUGAAUGUAUUUCUGAUUCUGUAGGUAUAGAUAUUGGUAAAUUAUGGAAAAAGUUCUAUGGUACUGAUUACCCAUCAUCUGAGAACAAACACCACAAGAAGACAUCAACAAAGAAGGAAGAACAUAGAGUUAUUGAUGAUUCAGACCUGGAGACAGCUAUUGAAUUGCAUGAUGAAUCAGACGUUGAAUCUAUCAUGUCCGAUCAUUCAACUGAUGUUGCCAAAGUAGCACAACCCAAACGAAACACCCGUAAAAGGAAACUACGUCAAGUCCAAGAAGAAGAAGAAGAAGAUGAUGAUGAUGAGGCAGUGAAUGAAUGUUUCUUGUGCCCAAACAAUUUCCAGGAUUCCAGUUUUAAAUCAUCUCCUAUGUUUGAGUUAUUAAAGACUGAUAUGGGUCCAUUAGAAGUUCAUAGAUUAUGUGCUAAUAUGUUUCCCCAACAAUUGUCAUACGAUAAGACCAAUAAUUCGAUCAUAGGGUUAAAUAACCUAUCUAAACAACAGAUGAACUUGCAAUGUUGUGUAUGUAAGCAACGUGAUGCUGGUGCUUGUUUCCAAUGUAACUACAAACGAUGUGCUAAAUCAUUUCAUGGAAGUUGUGGAUUGAGUGAUGGUGUUAAAUAUAUGCUUGAUACAGGAGAAGCAUAUUGUAAGACUCAUAACAAUUACAAAAAAGAACAUGGAAUAGUAGAAGGAGUCAAUAUUGGUUCCUUUGUACAAUUUAAGUUCAACAAAGGUGUAUUUGCUGGGAAAGUUGUUAAUUUGAACGAUACUUUUGUUGAGGUUGAAGUCUAUCCAUUAGCAAAAGACAUUAUUGAAGUUCCAUUAAAUGAUAUAUUCAAUUCAAAUGAUUGUUUCCUAAAUCAACCAGCUGGUUUUAAUUACCUUGGAUGA
Molecule: messenger RNA, 1911 nt
Organism: Candida tropicalis MYA-3404
Lineage: Eukaryota; Fungi; Ascomycota; Pichiomycetes; Serinales; Debaryomycetaceae
Exons: 1
Coding region: 1-1911 (636 amino acids)
Biological process (GO): chromatin remodeling
Cellular component (GO): nucleus
Molecular function (GO): histone H3K9 demethylase activity; histone H3K36 demethylase activity
Source: RefSeq, a predicted model, not a curated record